Molecule: messenger RNA, 5333 nt
Organism: Paramormyrops kingsleyae
Lineage: Eukaryota; Metazoa; Chordata; Actinopteri; Osteoglossiformes; Mormyridae
Gene: tp53inp2b
Product: tumor protein p53 inducible nuclear protein 2
Biological process (GO): positive regulation of DNA-templated transcription; autophagosome assembly
Cellular component (GO): autophagosome; nucleus
Source: RefSeq, a predicted model, not a curated record
GUCUGGAUUCAGUCAGAUGAGGUGUGUCUGCUGCCAUAUGUCUAGUAACUUACUAAAGGCUGUACUAUUACCUUUCCAAUUAGGUCACUUACUGCCAAUACCAGAAGAGAGUUUACACUUAAGCCUCUGAGGCUGCCUGUGAUUGGAAGAUGGGGUGUUCCGAGAUUUGCAUAGGAGUUUGCCAGGAUUAUUUUUCAUUUGACAGCAGGCUUCUCAGACCUGAACAGACAGGACUUGACUAUCAUUGAGCUUAAGUGGGGCCUGUAUUUAACUACCUCUCCUGGGACAUUCAUACCAGAUACACAAUGUCCCUGGAGUGUGAGGUGGGAGGGCACAGCAGGAUUCACAUGACCUGCUCUGUCCCUUAGCACGUUCAGUUACCACACAUAGUCAUGGAUAUAUAUAAAGUCUGCUGCUUACUCUCGCCAGAUAGCCUCAAACUGUGGAGAGAACAUUUGCUCCUACAGUUUGAGGCUAUUUGUGAAGAAGCCAGAGAUCAGUAUUCAUUAAAGUGCCAGAUUUCUUCUUCUGCUGUCAAUGGCAAGCUGAGAAAUGAUCAAGUGUAACUUGUAGAGACUUGUAUGUUCAAUGAUACCUAUAAGGAAUCCACAUUUGUUACGACUGGCUUGAGUGUUGGGCUGAGGAUUCUGCAGAAUGACAGGGUCACCCUUCCGGACUCUGAGAGAAGGCCGUGUUUAUCUGAGAAGUCUCCUGUCCGCUAUCGUGGCUUUAUUGUAUUAACUUUGGAGCACAAAGACUAGCGCUGUUUGUGUCAGAUUAGAACUCAUGGCUUCGGUUUUACAUAUAACCCUUCUUCUAAGGGUUCUUUCAUGCUUUAAUGAAAGUUAUAACCUAGAGUUUUUAAAUGGGACACAUUUUAAAGCAGGCAUUCGUUUGUCUAUGACACGCCCAAACAGCUGCUAGCCAAACACCAAGAAAAACGUUUUCUUUUUUUAGUCCUAUUAUAAGAAGAGCAGGAAACCAGUAUGAUAGGACGAGGGGGUGGACUUAUGUUGUUUUAAUAACCCUGGCUUGAGCAGGGGAGGAGGGAGCAUAUUUUGACUCCACCCUCAGUACACAUCCAGGGAAUUUACUACUGUAAACUUCGGGAUGUCGAUAAUAUUGCAUGACUUCAGUGAGGCCUUUGCACAUAUACCAAGUGAGACCUUACUUCUACACUGCACCAGCCUUCCAGCUCCUCUGUGGCUUUGAAGCCAGAGAACAGAACCGGGGAUCAAGACCGAAGCAAACGACGCCAGAGCGGAUUUUCCCAAGAGUCCCGGAUCCCCGUCACCCAGCAUGUUCCAGAGGCUCAGCGCCCUGUUUUUCGGCGAGGUGGAGGACGUGUCCUCUGACAUCAGUGGACCAAAGCCCUGCGUGACGGAUGCAGAUGAGGAAGGCUGGCUUCUGGUCAACCUAGCAGGGGAAGGUGCCCCAGUGGAGACGAGGCCCAGUUCCUGGGAUCCGGCAGCACCGUUACGCUCCUGCGAGGGUGGGGCCAGGGGCAGCCCCUCGUCGAUGGUAGCCCCCCUGCCCUCCCCCUCCUGUACUCGUCACAGGACUAAAAUUACCGCCACAAAACCACUUGAGCGCUCACCGCCAGCCCUGCCCGACAGCUCGGUGUAUGGGCCGCGGCUGGCUGGCUCCACCCCCCGCACCCCGGGCUCCGCGCCUGCCCCCCCAGGCCCUCGGAGUGACUGUAGCUGCUGCAUGGAUGAGAGCUGGUUUGUCACCCCUCCCGCCUGUUUCACCGCAGAAGGGGCCACCGCUGAAAGCAGCCCUAUGGAGGACCUGCUCAUCGAGCAUCCCAGCAUGUCCGUAUACGUCGCUCUCGGAAACCAGUCCGUCGUCCAGGAGAGCGUGGCCAGCCUGACGGGCAGCGUGAGCAGGGUGGCAGAGGUCGUACCGCCGGCAUCUCAGGACAGCGCCCCCCGCAGGAUCCCCCGCGGAGCUGCGGCCAAGGCCGGGGCAGUGGCCAAGGUCACCCAAGUGGCCCGCGUGCAGCGGGCAAAAGCCCGAGCCGACCGGCGCCACCUCGCCCGCAACCGGGUCCAGCGGCAGAACCGCGUGCGGGAGCAAGCUUCCCGUCGGCCCGCUCACGUGCACGGCAGCUACCUGCGCCAGCCGUGCCAGCGCACCUUCAACCACUGAGGCACCACCCGGGGCGGGGUGGGGGGAACAAUGUUUACACUGAGGGCAUUAUCACGCCUCCCCAUCAUUCUAACCCCAACAUCGCCCUCUUUUAAAAACCUAGUUGUCGUAUCAUUUUAGCCAACCCUUUAUAGCUCUCACCAGAACUUUAAAAAGACAAGUUACUUAUUGUGUUAUGCGCAUCUAACAUGACAUUAAUUAAUAUUACGGUUGUGUGGUCAUGUCCUAGAAAGGCUGUAGGCUCUGGGGGUCCCUGUUCCCUGUACAGCACUGCAGCAGUCCCCCAGUAUGGGUGAAACCCCCUUAUUUUUGAUACUUAAUCAGUCUCAUGUUCCCGUUCCUCUGCUGUAGUGAGAAGUGACUAGUUCACCCUAAACUCCUGGUCAGACUUGACUUGGUCCCAGUCUAAUUUGAAGGUUUUUUUGUCACAGAAACCAGCUGAAAUUGGCUAAGUAACUGUUUUGUAAAAGGGAGGCUGAUUAGCGACAGGAAAGAGUAUAAAUUGCUAUAAACUGCUUCUGCAGGUCAAGGACAGGCUUUCGACCAAAGAUGCGUGGUGAGCAUGUGACCAGGUCCGCAUGUGUCUGUGACCUGGGGACUGGGCUCAUUAUCCAGAGGCGAUUGGCAGGCGGGACUGCAAAAGUGGUGCAGAUUGUUUACUUACAUUCAGACAUUGAAUUUUCUCAUUUGUUUUGUAUUGUAACAACUAGAAAAGGAUUGUAGGGAAUAUGGCACCUGUCUCCUGUUUGCCGGCUAAGGAUACAUCCCUGUUCAUUCAAGUCGCAUGCGGGACAUUAUAAAAAAACCAAAACAUUCAGGAUUAACACAGCAGAGGGAAGGUUUUGUGGCAGCGUGGGCAAAAGCAUGUAGCAGAAGGUGAGAGGAAGGGGAUGAGGGGAUUAGGGGAAGGUAAAGAGAAAAAAGAGGUUCAGUGUUUAGUGUGGUUCUUGGUGUCAUUUUCAUGCGUAUUGUCUGUUAGAGAAUGAGGAAAUGCCCUGCUCAGGGAGAGGUUAAUAGGAAUCUGUACAUCGAGAAGCCUCUGUAGCUGGAAAGGAGAAUGUUGUGUGCAGUGACAGAAUUACCGGGUAAGUUGUGCUAAAGAAGCUGACGAGUGGAAUUAAAGAUAGCUGCGUGUGUUUAUCGUAUAUUUCAACGCUGCUUGUCGUUGUCGCGGAGUAUCCCUUUUGGGGAUACCUGCAAAUCCUAGGGCCAUUUCCGAAAGCCUGUCCUUGGACAGUAAGAGCAGAGGUUAAGACCUAUUUCCUAGCAGUACUGCAGCCAGGCAGGUGCGUUUUAUGGGAUGACCAGGCCCACUGCGUCACUGUGAAAUGUAAAUGCGUUUAAAAAUGCAUGCGGUGCGUCAUGCAGCGUGCGUUUGUGCUCUUUUCAUAGGAUCAUGCCACGCAACAUUCUUGAUGAAUCCUAGAUUAGACCUCUUAAUUCCAGCCAUGUCGAUCAGUAUUUAAGGUAUGUGCAAGAACAGGAAUCUUAAUGCAUUUUUUUAAACCCAACCCAAAAUGGAAUGACUGACCCUGCCCCCCCCUGUUUAGUACAACCAUGCAAAUGUAUAGUAUCACUAUAAUAUAUAUUACAUUUACACUGGUAAUGAGAAGUGUAGAAGCAUUAUGGUGCUGAAGUAAAUUUAAUAUAUGCUAAAGUAUGUGAAUUAAUGAGAUAUGGAUGUAAGUUUGCACUGUCUUAUAUUUCUGUGAUUGAGAUAUUUUUUAGAAGUGUGACGUGUUCUAUUACUUUACAGAAUACAAAAGGGAUAGACUGACCUGUAGGAGCUUCUGAUGAAAUUAAAUAGCUAGGCUUACAAUUAUUACGUAUUUAAAUGUAUUUUUAAAUGUUUCACCUGCUACUUUGAAGGUCAAACUCUCAGGAGAUCUUUUACACAAUCCAAGCUGGAGUCAGUACUCAGCAUCCAUGCAAAUUAGGCUUGUAAGACUCACAUUCAGCCUUACUGUGAGCGCGUCCGUGCAGUUAAAGUAGAAGUUUUUCUAUUUGCUGCAAAAGCACGCCAGAUAUGCGCCGAGGCUGCCCCCUAGUGGCAAGUAAGGGGACUGGCGAUGGCAAACCUACAUCCCCGCCUUGAAGGUGGGAUUUAAAACACAAGAUGUGGGUGAUUGACAGCUUGAAUAAAUGGCGUAGUGCAGCAGCCUUAGGAAAUUCGUAAGCUAGAGAGUGGCUGAUUUUCCUUAGAAUACAAUAACUGACCUUUCUCUAGUAACACACUAAUAUCUCCCCGUUAUUACUGAUAACCAGUCUACAUACAGCAUUUAAGAUUGCAUAGGAACGUUUUUCUUCCUCUUUUUGAUGGCUUUAUUUUCCUCUGUAAGAGACACAGUGGUGAGGCCCUCGCUGGCUAGCACUUGUAGCAUUUCGGAGUCCCUGCAUGUGUGAGCAACCAUAAUCUCCCUGAUCUGGGCUCCUUUCCCACUCAUUACCAAAUCAGUGCCUCAUCAGCAGAGUGUGUGACUCGCCCAUUAGAGAUUUCCAUUAGAGCUUAUAGGAGCCAAUGGGCAUGGAGCUGGGACUGGGCGGGGACUCCCACACCUGCACUAUGAUUGGUCAACCUGGGCUCACCACAGUGCUCAACUGCUUCCGCCUUUGGCACCCCCUCUAUACAUUUGUUUUAUUAUGGGAUGCGGUGACUGGUGGUGGAGACACGCCUGUAAGCAUGUGUAACCUGCGUGGCAUGAGAAAUUGGGGGAAAGGGUAGAUUUAAAACUGAAUGAAACUGAACAAAAAAAGCUUGUAUUUUUCCUAAAUCAUUUAGACAGUAGCGCUAAGUAAUUUAUAAAUGGGGGAGGGGGGGGAUUUAUAUUGUGUUUCAAUUGCUUAAAAACAUGGCAGCUUGAAAAUGUAAACUGAACACAUAAUAUAGGGUGUGAUGUCUAUGUUGGGUAAUCCCCUCCACAAGAACACGCGUCUCCCCCCCCCCCCCGAAAAAAAGUGUAGAAAAACUGGUGUAUCUGAUAUCUAUGGUGAUUGUGCCUUUCAUUCGUCUGCAUGGGUUUAGUGACUUUUUUUUUUUUUUACUGUCCCAGUUCCUGCAUCCCAAUUGGACAGCAGUCUCGAACAGUAUAGACCUAUGCAAACAACAGACACGGUUCCUGCAGUCAGUCUGGAACGCAGGUGCCAGGCAAAAAUCUCAAUAAACGCUCAGGUUGACACCUGAA